GCUCUUUCUUUCCGCCACCACAGAAGAUCGAUCCUGCGCGCAACAGCAUGGAUCCCAUGACGGACAGUUUGCGAGAGGCAAUCUCAAACAUGGACAUUACCAACGACCAAGGCCGAUCGAGCGGCAACGGUUUUCUCGCACCACCUUGGAAAGAUAUUACACAGUUUCUUGAUGAAGCAACUGAUGAUUUCCAAGUCGGACAGCUCGUUCACCUCCAAUCAUUCACUUUGUUUGAUGCCAUGAGCGCGAUUGAAAUUAUGGACCCAAAAAUGGAUACAGGCAUGGUGUUAGACGGCGACGAUAACACGAGUCAAACGUUUGAUAUAAACCGAGCACUCGACCCUGGUGAGCUUUUAUGGAUCAUGGAUCGACUCUUAAGCUGUGAAAUGGCAUGGAUAUCAGGUCAUUCCUUGGCACAGACCGUGUAUACCAGCACAUAUUUUCAUCAUAUCCGAGAGCUAGCGUCCGAGCAAUAUGAAAAGAGUUCCGAAUCCACAAUACGCAAUGCUUUAAAGGCGUAUCUUCUCGGCUCAGUCAAAUGCUGUCAACAUAUAUUCAAUGAAAUGUCUGCCUGUAACGUGUAUGAGGAAGAGGAUUUCACUACAAACUUGUUUGGAUUGUCACUCUACGAACAAUACACGGAUUCGAUGGUGAUGAACGAAAUUGAUACCUCGCUUAUGGAACUACGCGAACUGGUGGAUAAGGCCAAUCCAAAUGGUCUAUCCACACAUUCCGCUGCGGAAUUAGCUCCUUUGUACAACCGUUUAUACAUGCGCAAGUCAUAUUUGCUUGGCCUGAUCUAUGUAUCACAUACACAAUGUUCGUACUUAUCCCAUGCCAAGGCCGAAUUUGAGAAUAUCUUGCAGCUGUUGAACGUCAAAGAGGAUCAGCUUUCGAUUUCUGCAACCAUCAGCAAAGGAAAAGUGGUUGAAGGAGCAUUUGAUCCUAGUAUCAAUCGUAAACUGACAGCACAGGCGCCUCCUCGACCAAUUACCUUGCCUUCCGAUGAAGAGUCCUACGGGCAUUUCCAAGAACUCAUCGGACGAUUGAUCUCGAUCUGUGGAGUGACUCAAUACCCAUCCAUUGUAUCUCUAUUAAAUUAUUUCAAAAGCUUUGGUGCCAAACAACCCCCUCCAGACGCAUUUUCUCGAUCCAAAUUAAACUCACUCUUGUACCAUGAUUCACGCGUAUUUGGAACAGAUUCUGUGGUCAACUUUGUAUCACUAGCUAUUGACGAACUUGUACGACCUCCUCGAUGGAUUCUUUUCCCUGGAUCUAUACGCGUUCCUGAACAUGUGUCGUCCUCACCACUUUUAGACGAAACCCGAAAAGCGCUCAGCGAGUUCCUCGAACGUGCUGCUCUGCCUUUUAUAGAUUAUUUUAAAAUACAAUGUCACAAUCGCUCACGCCAACGUAGAAUAAUGUGUAAAGUACUUAAUGAAUGGGAAAUGCUUCAAGACGAGGCCGCAGUAAUCGAUGAAAAGAUUCAAAAUUUAGCACAUUUCGAUUCUCCACAAAACUAUUUCUCAUCAUGGGCUUACCUUGUCAAACUUGAAAUGAUGGAAACAAUUGUUCUGCUUGGUUUUGAAUUGGAAUUGUACGGUAGUAACGAAUAUGUAAUGAUGUACUUGUACCUAAUAGAAGUGCUGAAAGCUCAGGAGCUAUUACUAGAGCACGUUCAAACACAAAUUGUUUUACAGCGAAACGAAGCUUCAAAUGUCGAUAAGAAGGGCAAAGGCAGAAAAAUCCCACAAGAGACCACUGCUUCGUUCGACCACGCAAUUCAAUGUGUCCAAAGUCAACGAUACCAGAACGAAGCACAAAUCCGGAUGGCGAGCGGCAUUUGCAAUCUUUUACUGGCGGUUAUAUAUGAAACGCAUCAACUAGACUUAUUGAAGCCACGAUUCGAUGAUGAGGCAACACGAUUCCGCCAACGAACCAAACCUUUCUUGGGCAUAGCAUCUCCACCACAACCAACCGUUGAGGCAAUAGCAAAGACGAUCGAAACGAAUGCCUCGUUGGAUAAAAAUGAUAUAUUAGCUCAUUUACAAGCGGCAUUAAAAAAAAUUGAGAUGGUCAACAAUAUGUCGACUGAACAAACAAGAACGGAAAUGUGUCGAGAUUCAUUUAAUCAGGACAUGGCCGGGAUGAAGCGUACUUGUUUAGGAAAUAUCAUCACCAUUAAGAAACUUUCUGACGAGAAAAACAACUCGACGAAGGUAGACGUUACCUUCAGAUAUCAUCCGUCUUGGCCUGUCAUUGAAUUGAAAUAAUGUAUAAAAACCACAACUACUGCUGCUUUUCGUACAAAAAAAAGCAGAAAAAAGUAUUUAUAUAAUAGACCUAAAAAAACUGUAUAUUUAUCUAUCAUUGAAUAAGAGUGUUUUCUGUCAGGCAUCGCCG
Messenger RNA from Zychaea mexicana, 2403 nucleotides. Its product is annotated as Mak10 subunit, NatC N-terminal acetyltransferase-domain-containing protein. The record is from RefSeq and is a predicted model, not a curated record. Gene Ontology annotation, biological process: N-terminal peptidyl-methionine acetylation. The transcript has 16 exons. Gene Ontology annotation, cellular component: NatC complex. Lineage: Eukaryota; Fungi; Mucoromycota; Mucoromycetes; Mucorales; Lichtheimiaceae. Bases 48 to 2273 code for a protein of 741 amino acids.